AUGCCGGGGUCACUAGCAGACUACCUCGCGAAAAACUACCUCAAUGCAGAUCCCGCGCCAGAGCGACCCAAAAAGAAGCGCAAGAAGACCAAAGCUACAGACACGGCCGAGUCAGGUCUGAUCAUUGCGGACGAUGAUGCUCCAGUUUUCGGCAACGCUCGUCCCCUCGAAGAUGACGAGUACAAACCAUCCAUCGAUACCUCUGUAACGAGCGCUGAAUUUCGACGCGCCAAAAGAUCCGGCUGGAAGACUAUCGGCGGGACGCCAACUGCACCUCCUCGAGACUCUGACCAAGAAGCCGCCGAUGCAAUCCUCGCUUCUGCGGCUGCAGAACGAGCCGCCAGACAGGCGGAUGAUGAUGACGAUGCGCCCAUGAUUGAAAAUGGUGGGGACGAGGACUACGGGCCGCGUAUGGAGUCUGGAGUUCGCGCCGGUCUUCAGACCGCGGCUGAUACCGCCGCAAUGGUCAAGGCGCAGGAGCGGCGCAAGAAGGCAGAAGAGGCGCUCUACAAGGAUCCUGCAGCGGCAGAUGCGAAAUCUCAAGAAACGAUCUAUCGUGAUGCCUCCGGUCGGAUCAUCAACGUGCAAAUGAAACGCGCCGAAGCCCGUCGAGCCGAAGCGGAGAAGAAAGCAAAGGAGGAUGCUGCUCGUGAAGCCCUCAUGGGCGAUGUCCAGCGGCAGCAGCGUGAAGUGAGGAAACAAGAACUUCAAGAUAUCCGAUCCAUGCCUGUUGCGCGAGGCAUUGACGAUGAGGCGCUGAACGACGAGCUGAAGGAUGUCGCAAGGUGGAAUGACCCCGCGGCGCAGUUCCUGACACAGAAGAAGGGGCCUGGCGCAAGUGUGUCAGGGAAGCCACUAUACAAGGGCUCGUUCCAGCCUAACCGAUAUGGUAUUCGACCGGGCCAUCGGUGGGACGGCGUGGACCGCUCGACUGGGUUUGAGAAGGAGUGGUUUGCUGCGAGGAACAAGAAAAGCCGAUUCGAGGCUCUUGAGUAUCAAUGGCAGAUGGACGAGUAA
Messenger RNA from Penicillium diatomitis, 1017 nucleotides. RefSeq names its product putative cell cycle control protein (Cwf26) (gene cwc26). Lineage: Eukaryota; Fungi; Ascomycota; Eurotiomycetes; Eurotiales; Aspergillaceae. The coding region runs from base 1 to 1017 and encodes 338 amino acids. The record is from RefSeq and is a predicted model, not a curated record. Gene Ontology annotation, molecular function: RNA binding. Gene Ontology annotation, cellular component: U2-type spliceosomal complex; RES complex. Gene Ontology annotation, biological process: mRNA splicing, via spliceosome. The transcript has a single exon.